Messenger RNA from Nasonia vitripennis (jewel wasp), 4244 nucleotides. RefSeq names its product TBC1 domain family member 9 (gene Tbc1d8-9). Lineage: Eukaryota; Metazoa; Arthropoda; Insecta; Hymenoptera; Pteromalidae. The record is from RefSeq and is a predicted model, not a curated record. The transcript is spliced from 15 exons. Gene Ontology annotation, molecular function: calcium ion binding. The coding region runs from base 260 to 3631 and encodes 1123 amino acids.
GUCGCAUUUUCCCUCUCACUCGCAGUCAGUCCGAGCUCUGGUGUGUUAUUUUUUGUGCGCAACGCUUAGCAGUAUCGGAGAGACGGACACGGCAGGAGGACGCGCGCAUCUCUCGUCGCACAGAGCACGUAUAUAAGUAUUAUUGUGGAGAAUCGCGAGUCGAGAAAGAGCCGAGAGAGCAGCGAGUUUUCUUUCCGGAGCGAAGAGGCGAGCCUCGCAACGAGUUAGUGCCAUAUGCGCUGGCUCGCAGCCGCGUAAUAUGUGGGUGAAGCCGGAAGAGGUUCUGCUGGCCAACGCUUUCUGGAUAACUGAAGAAGCCAGUGUUUACUUUGUCAGGCAGCGACGGAAAGGUCAUGGAAAAACUAGAGGUCUCACCUCGAUCAUUGUUGGAACUUUGGACAGUGUCUUUGACACGAAACCACCACCGUUCCGAAUCUUGCACCAGACACCCUCGUCUGAAGUUUAUUGGAUGGUCGCAUGUUCCUUGACACAUACAGAGAUAGUCAAGGAUUGGGAAUGGCUGCAUACAAAUCUGACAAGCACAUUGCAAUCCUUUGAUACAGAAGAAGAAAUAACAGACUUUGUUUGCUGUAAAAUUCAAUCCAUUAUUGCAAACAAUGCAUCUGACUGCAAAUUAGUUGAUGAUGAAGACUCGCAGUCAUUUAAGAGAGUUUCUUAUAAGUUCCAUCAACUUUUCAAUUUGCCCAAGGAAGACAAACUUGUAAAUUAUUAUUCUUGCAGUUACUGGAAAACUCACCUGCCAAGACAAGGAUGGUUAUAUUUAUCUGUAAACCAAAUGUGUUUUUAUGCUUAUAUCUUGUCUAAAGAAACGAAAUUAGUCAUCAGAUGGGCAGACAUUGUAGAACUAGAUAAAACAAAUUCUCUUCUAUUUCCUGACAGUAUUCGUAUUGUAACGCGCGAUGGAAAAGAGCAUUACUUUUCGAUGUUCCUUCACAAAUCAGAAACAUACUCGUUAAUGGAGCAAUUAACGAAUCUUGCUAUGAAACGACUUAUUGAUGAAAAAAGUGGUUUCAAUGAAGAUAGAGAUCUCCUUAAUAAGUUAAGUAAAAAUGUGCCUAAAAAACCGUCGUUUUUAAAAAGAGAUCUCGAUGCCCGUGCACAAUCGGAAGCUUAUAGACUUCAGUUUAGGUUACCAGGAAGCGAAAAAUUGGAUGGUUGUGUGGACGCGACUUUAUGGACUCCUUACGAUAAAAGACAUAAUUGGGGAAAAAUUUAUCUAUCUCAGAAUUAUUUGUGCUUCGAAAGUAGAGUGAAAAAUUUAGUAAGUCUGGUCAUACCAUUGAGAGAAGUCAGACUAAUUGAAUCGGCUGAAAAUCAGGCAUCGAAUACCGCUGUAGAUAAGUCAAUAUUAGUUACGACCGCGCGAGCUUCAUUUCUUUUUGCUCAAAUACACGAUAGAGAUUUUGUAUUGCAAAAAAUUUCAGAAUUGCUAGCUAAAACGAAAAUAGCUACGGUAAGUCUGGCAGACAGUAUCGUCGAUAAGUCGAACAAAGGAAGGGAAGCAAAACCAGUUGAGACUUGGACGUCACAACCACCUCUAAUGAAAUUAUUCAAGGCACCACUCAGCGCUGAAGCGGCAGUUAAACAAGAAGCAAAAGAAAAGCAAUGGGAAUUACACUUUUCCGAGUACGGUAGGGGAAUGACUAUCUACAGAACGGUGGAAACUGCUAAACUUGUCAUUACUGGCAUACCGCAAAAUCUAAGAGGCGAAGUUUGGUUAACAUUUUCGGGUGCACUGAAUGAAAUGGCAGUGAACCCUGGAUUGUACAAAUCUUUGGUUGAUCAAUCUCUUGGAAAGACGUGUCAAGCUAAUGAGGAAAUUGAAAGAGAUCUUCAUAGGUCUUUACCGGAACAUCCCGCUUUUCAGUCCGAUAUUGGAAUCAGUGCGCUCAGGCGCGUUCUUUCAGCGUAUGCAUAUAGGAAUCCUCAAAUCGGGUACUGCCAGGCAAUGAACAUAGUAGCAUCAGUGCUUUUAAUUUAUUGUUCCGAAGAAUCGGCUUUUUGGCAAUUGUGCAAUGUAUGCGAAUCCUUACUGCCAGAUUAUUACGACAGGCGAGUAGUCGGCGCAUUGGUUGAUCAGGGUCUUUUAGAGGAACUCGCCCAAGAGCAUUUACCAGCCCUGUACGUCAAACUGCAGGAGUUGGGUCUGAUCAGAGUCAUCUCACUCUCAUGGUUCUUGACGAUAUUUUUAAGUGUUAUGCCGACCAGCAGUGCUGUAAAUAUUAUGGAUUGCUUUUUCUACGAUGGAGCAAAGGUCAUAUUCCAGGUAGCUUUAACUGUGCUGGAGUGGAACCAGGAGAAGCUACUGAAGUGUCAUGAUGAUGGUGAAGCUAUGCAGCUUUUGACUGAUUAUCUCGGAGGAGUAUACAAUGAUGAAGGUCCAGUAUUACCUAGACCCGUUGAUAGCGCACCGCCGAACAAGAGCAUUUCUAUUCAGACAUUAAUAUAUGAAUCAUACGCAAGAUAUGGGUCUUUAACAAUAGGAGGAAUCGAAAGGCUGCGUUUAAAACAUCGACUUAGAGUAGUUCAGAGUUUAGAGGAAGGUAUUGAAAAAAACGUCAUAAGAAGUGUUGUGGCCGAGAAAUUGAUGACGGCAGAAGAAUUACAGGAAUUGUUGAGUUUAGUUAGAGGAGAGUUAAUGUGUCAACGAAAAUCAGAACCAGAUCGAUAUGAUCCGACGCAGCCACCUUACGAAGUGUACAAAAUCGAUUAUGAUCUCUUUAGAAUAUUGUUUGCCGGUUUGUCGCCUUGGGGAAAAUGUACUCAAGCUGAAUCUCUGUCUGCAAGACUAUUCCGAUUGAUGGAUCGUAAUCACGACAAUCUUUUGAACUUCAGAGAAGUAGUGCAAGCGAUUGCAAUGACCGCAACCGUCGAUUCAUCUCAGAGAUUAAAGCUACUUUACACACUCCAUUUACCGCCACUUCUGACGCCAGUGGACUUUGAAUCACCUACCCAAUCAGCAGCAGAAGCAACAGACUUCUUUGACAGCAUGGAGCAAAGCGUGGCUUCUCUAGAAGUACCAGUUAGUCUAGCCGAAGAACCCUGUAACACAUUGUCCAGAUCAACGAGUAUGAAUAGUCAACAAGGAGACCAAUCUUGGGAAGAACAGAGCAUGGGUAGUUUGCGGUCCAUGAUAGCGUCCAGAGACAGUCCAUUAGAUUUAAAAAAUGUGCCAAAAAUGUCCCAGCUUCAUUUUAUAGCUUUGUGGAAAACUUUGUACGAUAUGUUCCCGGCUCAACCCGAGGAUCAAGACACAUAUCAUUGUAUUGCCGAAAUCGGUACGUUGCUACUACAAUUAGGAGACGUCGGGAAAAAAUUCUAUGUUGAAAGAGAAGAAUCAGAGGACAGUUUAGCAGCAGCCUCAUCCGCUAAGCAUCCUACAGUAAUGUCUCCUGAUCGUAACGGAAAUCCAGCAACCCCAUCGCCUUCGGCCGCAGAUCCUAAUUGGUCAAUAACAGUGGAGCAGUUUUUAGCGUCAGCGUUGAAUGGUGAACCGAUUGUGAAUUUCUUCAGCAAACGCGCCAAUCUUCUAGACGCAAUAGCUUCGAUUAGAGAUCGCAGGUUUAAACGCGCACAUUCUCUCUCAGACCCGCCGGUAUUGCACGUGUGAUACUCAAAAUAGCAUAAUCAUUGAAACAUAUUAAUCGAGCGAUAGAAUGAGUGAAGAUUUUUGCAGUGAAAUCUUUGAGAAAUUUCGAGAAAUAAUGUUUAUCAAGAAUGUGAUUUUUAAUUUUUAUUUCCUUUUUAAUACUUGAGUCGGCAUGUGAUACGAUCGAAAAUUGGGGAAACGAAAUCAGAUCAUCGUUUUGAUUCUUUUUACUGCAUGCGGCCUAUAGGAUUUUAUUUUUAUCGUCGACUAUUGGUAAAUUCUGCAAUUUUGUAGAAUACUCACAAAAACAAGGAGAACGUUUUUCAAUCAAUAGGGAAACCUAUAAAUCGCUUCCAUUAGUCCAUUUUUCCAAAGUCGUCAUUUAGUAUCCGGUAAAAGAAAAAUAACGUUAAAAAAGUACAUUUUUGUACUGUUAAAUAUAAGCAUACGGCGUGCUUAUCAGUCGAGUAUAAAUAGUUAUAUAUUCAUAAGCUUUUAAAGUAUUGUACGAAAAAUCAAAUUGCACCUGGUUAAAAUUUAUCAUCUAUUAUACAAUAAAACUUGCAAGAUUAUUCGUAUGUGUAUACAUAGUGCUUAUAAAAAAAAUUGGGCGAUUCUUUUACAGAAAUUGGAA